Trichobilharzia regenti is the source of this 3193-nucleotide messenger RNA. Lineage: Eukaryota; Metazoa; Platyhelminthes; Trematoda; Strigeidida; Schistosomatidae. The record is from the annotation of a GenBank genome assembly.
CGCAUUGGCGCCUUCUUGGUUUGUUUUCUUACUAAGUCCCCCCCCUUGAGUUAUGGGGGAGUCAAAUAAUCCGGAAACUCAGAAUGUUGAGGUUUUUUGUCGUAUGAAACCUUUUCUUUCUGCGGGUACGCCAUGCAUUGAGUUCCGCGACGAGAAAACUAUCAAGUCAGUGGGUUAUCGCUCGGGUACAAGGAGAGAGACCUUACAUGUAUUCACUUUAGUCCUACCACCUGACGCUGGACAAGAGACUGUAUUCCAGAAGGUCGCGCUUCCGAUUGUUUCAGACGUUCUUCAGGGGAGAAAUGGCUUAUUGUUUACAUAUGGAGUAACUGGAAGUGGAAAGACCUACUCAAUGGAAGGUUCUUUAAAAAAUCCUGGAAUCUUACCCCGUUCCUUGGAUGUUGUCUUUAACUCUAUUGGACAGUGCCAAACGAAGAAAUACGUGGUAAAGCCUGACGGCAUGAACGGAUAUAUUGUUCGCUCAGAAGCAGACGCACUUGUCGACCGUCACCGCUUUGACUUGCAGGAGCGUUCGCGACUGUUAAGGUCUGAUGUCAGAUGUGCGGACAAGGGUGAUAGGACUUAUGAGUCGUCAUAUGUAGAAGUCCCUAUGAAAGCUCUGUUUGCUGUAUUUGUGUCUGUUAUUGAAGUUUAUAACAACAAUAUUUAUGAUUUGUUGCAAGACGUAUCGGAUCUCCCUGGAAGAAACUUAACAACUCGAAUACUGCGUGAAGACUCUCGAAGAAAUGUGUAUGUUCAUGGAGGAGUAGAAGUAGAGGUUAAGUCAGCCGAAGAAGCUCUAGAUGUUUUUAGCACAGCUCAGAAACGCCGUCGGAUCGGACAGACUGUCCUUAACGCCGAAUCCAGUCGAAGUCAUUGUGUUUUCACCAUUCGGUUGGUUCGAACUGGUUAUGACGUGAAGUAUAACGAGGCUGUUCAGGAUAAAGGGUCUAUCGUCAUCAGUCAGUUGUGUCUCGUUGACCUUGCUGGUUCAGAACGAAGUAGUCGUACUGGGACGCAAGGAGAUCGCUUGAAAGAAGCAUCUAAAAUUAACAAUUCUCUUAUGAAUCUUCGGAAGUGUAUCACAGCCUUACGUGAUAUGCAAACAAAUGGAGGUAAAAAUCGUGGAAACCCUAAUACUACCGGUGGACCCACACGUGUUGUUCCCUAUCGUGAUGCUCGAUUAACAUAUUUGUUUAAAAACUUCUUUGAAGGUGAUGGGCGUGUUGCAAUGCUUGUUUGUGUUCAUCAGGCACCAGAAGAGUAUGAAGAGACCAUGCAUGUGCUAAAGUUUGCUGAAACAAGCCAAGAGGUUACAACUUAUCGUACACCUGUCCAACCAAUUCCUUUCCGUACACCUUGUACACAGAGUCGGCCACGGAUACGAAAUGGUUUUCGUAAUUCUGAUCAUCGUUCAAGUGCAACAGGAAGUUCUGUCGUAACUAUUGAUAUCGAUGAUGAAGCAACGCAAAUUUUCAAUGAAGUCGAACACUUAGAUAAUGAAAUCACCGCGUAUAUUGACAAAAUGACUAAUGACGUCAAUGCGUUGGAUUCAGAUCCCGAUAUAACUGAUCUCAGUGACUCGGAACAGGAGAAUUGUGACCCGUCUGCUUGUGAAAGUGAACAAGAUUCAGCACCUGAAUCAGAAAGAUUGCCAAGAUAUAUACGUGAAUUUAUGAAAGUGAUGGAUACAAGACCGUUACAAGCUUUAGUUAAGCGACGAUUAGAUCUUAAAAAGCGGGCAUGUGCUUCUACAGAAGCAUUACUUCUUCAGUUGAAAUCUUUGAUCCCUGCGUCUCCAUUGGUGAACGAGACACCUACUUGUGCAGAGGUUACUACUACUACUACUAAUACUACUACUACUACCCCGAACAAUCCCAAACCUGUCAAAAAUUUAGUUAGUACACUAUCAAAACAAUGGGAAUCCCGAUUAGCCCAACAGCAAGCUGAGGCUAGGUCAGCAGUGCGUCCUAACUUUAAAAGAAUUGAUGACCGAUACGGAGUAACUCCAUGUAAACCAGUUGAACGACGUGCUGCUCCUCCAUUCAACCCUCGACAUCGUCGAUCUCGAUCAGUUGGUGCAGACAAUGGACGUUGGUUAGAACAUCAAGAAGUGAAUACUACUCCGCUAGGUACAUUGUUUACACCGAAUUUAAAACAUCGAAAAUCUGUAACUCGUGUUGAAUUGAAAGACACUCUGAAUGCGGAUAAUUAUCUUCUACAUCAUCAAGAGGCUGAUUCAGAUGGGAAUGUUGAAACUAAAUUAUUUAAGGGUGCUAUUAUUCCUACAGCUGGUGGUGGUUCAGCUGUUAUCUUUAAUGACGUUGAAGUUCUACGUCAAACUUCUCCUGUUCAUGAGAGGAAAAGUGGUUGUAUCAAUAGUCCUGAUGUUCACUUAAAACAACAGACCGAAACCAAACAAACUGGAGUCGUAACUCGUCAAUCAGCAACAAAACGACGUUAUUCUAAUUCAUCACCAACAAAACGGCUUUCCGCAGAAUCGAAUUCAACACAAGGUUCAUGUAAUUCACAGAGUACAACAUCAUCUGCUUAUAGUGAGAUUAGUCCACCGGUGAAGAGAAUUCCAGAUGUUGUAAUGAAUGAUGAAACCAUUCAGACAAGAUGUCGUAUAGGGAUUGACAGUAGGGGUGGAAUGGGUUAUCAACCAUCGCCUAGAGAAAGUCAUCCACAAAAGCGAUCCAAAAUGUAAAUUUAUGAGUGGAUGAAGAAGUGCAAAAAAAACACGAUCCACAACUCGACAACAAGAUCGAUAUUCAUUGUAUAUUUACCAUUAACAAAUAAAACGCGAAAAUCAGCUGAUCUUGCAGGAGAAAUAACAUGAAAUUUUUGAAACAGUAUCCUUUUUUUUAAAAAAAAAGACCCAAUUUUUUCUUGCUUUUAUUCACUGUGUCAUCGUCAUAUUCAUUCUCGUCGCCUAAGCUUAUUUGUGUUUUCAUUAUUAUUAUUCCUGCUUCCUCAUCAUUUCCUAUGACUUAAUCUUUCAUCUUAUUAUGCAGAUAACGUAAUCACUUUUGUACACACACAACUUUUUUCUUUCAAAUCGACAUAAUGUUUUCUAUCACUACUAUCAAAUCGGUCACAAUCAUUAUUAUUAUUAUUAAUGAUAUCAUUGGCUACCUUUUGUAUUUUAUUCUUUGUAACAAGACAAUGAAUACAAUAUUAGGUAUCAAUA